Messenger RNA from Acipenser ruthenus (sterlet), 3838 nucleotides. RefSeq names its product dr1-associated corepressor-like. The record is from RefSeq and is a predicted model, not a curated record. NCBI's taxonomy places the organism in Eukaryota, Metazoa, Chordata, Actinopteri, Acipenseriformes, Acipenseridae. Gene Ontology annotation, biological process: transcription by RNA polymerase II; negative regulation of transcription by RNA polymerase II; positive regulation of transcription by RNA polymerase II. Gene Ontology annotation, molecular function: protein heterodimerization activity; RNA polymerase II general transcription initiation factor activity; transcription corepressor activity. The transcript is spliced from 7 exons. Gene Ontology annotation, cellular component: negative cofactor 2 complex; nucleus. Bases 114 to 782 code for a protein of 222 amino acids.
GUUACUCCCCGCAGGGAGGCGCUGCUGCCGGUUCGCUCUGAGAAGGGAGAGAGAGAGAGAAAAAAACAAAACAAAAAAAAACGAGACAUUAUUUAGAAGAAAAAAAAGUCGAGAUGCCGAGCAAAAAAAAGAAAUAUAACGCCAGAUUCCCUCCGGCUCGUAUAAAGAAGAUCAUGCAGACGGAUGAAGAGAUUGGGAAAGUUGCAGCGGCAGUGCCUGUCAUUAUCUCUCGGGCCCUCGAACUGUUCCUCGAAUCCCUCCUGACCAAGGCCUGCCACGUGACGCAAUCCCGAAACGCCAAAACGAUGACCUCGUCACAUCUAAAGCAGUGCAUUGAGCUGGAGCAGCAGUUUGACUUCUUGAAGGACCUGGUAGCGGCUGUGCCUGACAUGCAGGGAGAUGGAGAGGACCCCCCCACUGACAGGGGGGAGAGGGGGGCGCGCAGAGGGAGAAAGCCGGGAUCCGGUCGGAAAAAUGGAGGCGCGGGAAUGAAAGGGAAAGAUAAGAAGCAGUCGGGGACAGAGUCCGAACAGGAGGACGACUCUGAAGACAGUGAGACAGAAGGAGAGGAGGAUGAAGAGGAGGAGGAGAUGGUUUCUCAGCCCAGCAGUACAAACCCCCGCCCUGCAGCCAGGUUUCAGAGCUCUGCGGCGCCGCCCUACCUGCAGAUGGGCUCCAUGCAGGCGGUGCUGGGGGUGCCGGUGACCACGCCCCCAGCCCCGCCCCCGGCCCCGCCCCCCAGGCACCACGAGGGCAGCGAUGAUGAGGACUACGACUCCUAGCCUCCCUCUUUUUAAUUUUUACUUUUAGUUUUAAGUUUUACUGCAUUGUGUGUGUGUGUGCGUGUGCGUGUACGGGGGGGGGGGGGAGGGGAAUAUACAAAAUGCAGCUCUUUGUAAGACACAACCACAACAGCAAGAACAGGUUGCGUAUUCCGAGUUCAGCUUUUUAUGAACUUUGUAUUUUUUUUUCUUUUUUUUUUUUCUUUUUUAAAUCCUCUGUCUUUUAAAGCACAAGGAACAACAUGGUUAUUUAUGUAAUAUUUUAUAUAUGUCUGUUUUAUCUUACUUGAUCCAACACACUCAACCAAAUCUGUCUGGUGUCUUCAUCAGUGCUAUCCCACCUGACUUACUUACUUAUUUGUUCCCACUCAGUACACACUGUGCUCUCCUUGCUCUUUUUAAUGCAGCAGAAAAAAACCUUUUUGUCAUCCCAAAAACCAGACAAGUUGGUUUGUAUCACCUUAAUUGAGUCGUAUUUUUAAAGAAGACUAAAAUGUCUUUACAGCAGAAGAUCUUUUUUUUUUUUUUUGGUAUGAUGAGGGUGGGCAGUAGCUUAAUAGUUGCAGCACCAGACUGCAAUGUCUGUGCAAGGGUGUGGGCUCGAACCUGCAUCUUGGGUGGCUCGGUGGUCACGCCGUUCCACCCUGGUUUAAGUGUCAUAGGAUGCCUGUUUUAAACUCGGUUGAAUUCAGUCAGUCCUGGAAUCAAUGGAAGCGGUAGCUAUGGCCGUUAUUGCUGUAGAUGCAUGUUAUUAAUGAUUAGCAGCAGUGUUGGGUGACACAGGCAGCAUUGCUGCUCACUAGCACACAGAAACUACAGAAUGGAAACCUGCAGGAGUUUUUUGUUUUAGUGUAUUUUUCUAAUGUAUUGUUCCGUUGCCAUUUCAGGCGCCCAGAACUUCUCCCUUCUCAAUCUCUGACGUUCGUUUUGAAACAAAUGAGAAGCAAACACAUUUUAUAGUCUUGCGUUUUGUUUUUGUUCUUUAUUUACCUCUGCGGUUCAGCGGGAGGGCGGUGACGUUCAUAAGAGAGAUGCGUUUUCUCAAACUGAUGAGAUUUAGACAUUAAGAGUUUUUAAUGAAUUUAAGUUAUACAUUUUAGAGAUCUCUCUCUUCAGCUGUACUGAGAUAAUGUCCACGUUGUUCAAACUGUUUCCUUCUCCUGUACGUUUUGACAAAAGAAAAUACAACCGAUUGUCUAAAUGUAUUUGUAACGAGAAACCGGGUAAACUCAAUGACUCCCAGACAAACAAUUCCAAAUAAAAUAUCUAAUGCUUUUAUGUAGGAUCACUGUGGAGGGGGAGGGAAGUGUACCUACCGGUACAUUUUGGUUUCUGCCUCUGGUGUAAAGAUAUUUAACAACCUGUUAUCUACAAAACACAUUAAAUACAAAAAUAUUAUUGACAGAAACUCAUUUUUUUUAAAUAUCUUUUGAAGCUGCAGUGCUGCUUCGUUCCUGUGAGUGGCGCUGCAGUAAAGCAACACAAACAAACAUUCUUAAGCAGCAGCAGCCCCAUCUGCUGGAGCUAAGCGGUAUUGCACUGGGCUUUUUAUGUUUGGAAUGCGUUAUAUUUUACUUUACAGUCUUUUGCAGGUCAAAAGCUAUUACAAAGUUUAGCAACGGAAACUAAUACAACAAGAUUUUUAGAGGCCAUUGAUUCAGUCUGCUCUAGCCCUGGUACUUCGUACAGAUGAUGUUUUAACUGAGGAGGUGUCUUAUUUUCCUUCAGGUCAGGGGUUUUGUGUCAUAUGUUGCUGUUUUUCUUUAAUUCCCCAUUUAAAAAAAGUCUGUUUUCAAAAGAUGCUAGAUUAUAUUUUUUAUGUGUUCUAUUUGAACAUGUCUUUUGUAGUCUGAGGUACCUCUUGUUAGGGACCCCUCUAUCAUUCUGCAAACUCAAACAAUCUUACAUUUCCAAAAACGUAUUCCAAUGGUUUUUUUUUAAAUUGUAUUUAUUUUUUUUUAAGUUAUGCAUUUUAGUAUUGGCACAGCAAAGUCCUUUUGCUAAACUGGUUUGGCCAUUUUUUUUUUGGAUCUGUUAAGAAGAGUAAUAAAAAAAAUUCAGAUUUGUUGUUUCAACAUAGUACUGUAUUCAUUUUUUUAUUUAAUUUUUUACCUGGCCUGUAUCUGUUUAUAGACUUGGCAGUAGGUGGUUGUCAUUGUGUGUGCACAACGUAAUUUAGCACUGAUCAAGAACGGUAAAUCUGGUGCUAGCGAUAAAACUUACAUAUACUGUGAAAAACCAAUGUUAUGCUCUGAAUUAAAUCGAAAACAUAAUACUACUAUUGUAGCACUGUAAUGCUUCAAAAGCUGUAAUGGCGCUAUAAUUUUGAUUUAAUCAAGCCUUAUUGGUACAGUUUCUUCCUCCCAGUCCUUCAGUGGAAUUAAAACAGAGUUACGAAAUAUCAUCUUUUUAAAAGUGGACGUACCGGGCCAGAUUGAGGUUUUAAGUGUGUUUGAAGCUGAGGGAACACGAAACCCCUUUGUGGCUUAGAACUCCAGAGACUAGGCUCCAGGCGACUUUUGGGGGUGUGACACAGCGACCUCAAAUAGGUCUCCUGGAACCAGGUUUCAAGCCGCUGUUCCUGAAAAAAGCGGCCUUGUGUUCCCUCAGCUUCAGUUAUUACACUGUAAUUACCAAUAGUGCUUGCGUGGUAAUUCCAUUGUAACUACACAAUCAUUUGUGUUAUUACACUUUGACCUUGUUAAAGUUUAUUACAAAUAAGGACCCCCCCCCCCCCCUGGGCAGGGAUCGUUUCAAAAGGGUUUAUAUUUGUACUUCUGUUUUUAAAUGACAGACUUGUACAUUGUUAGUUUGCUUUCUCUUGUUCAGGUUCCGAGAGCAGUCUCUCUUCCCCCCCUUCGUUGUUUUAUUUUAUUAUAUUUUUAAUGUAUACAGUGAUCGUGGUUGUUAUCUGACUGGUUUAUGCUUGACCAUGUUGUGUGUCCUCUCUUGCCAGAGAGAGAGAGAGAGAGAGAGAGAGCUGUACAGGACUUUUAACAUUUUUCGUUUUGUUUUGUAUGAGUGAAAUAAAGUUCAGAUUUCAUUAUAAAAACUGG